CCUCAACAUCACAUCGUCUUGCAGGCUCUUUAAUAGCUCUGGCUUUGUUCUGAAAACUUGGAGGAUACACUCUUUUUCAUAUUGACGUAUUCCUCCUUUCACCACACACAUUUUUCUGACGAUCAAGCUCACCGCCACAACAUCCACACCCUCAAUCCUGCUUCCCUUCCACCCACCCUCCAAAAUGAUAAACUUUGGCAUCAUAGGCACCGGCUGGAUCACCACCUCCUUUGUCGCCGGCGCCCACGCAACCUCCAAAUGGAACCUAUCAGCCGUAUACUCCCGCUCCUCCGACUCCGCAAAACACUUCGCUUCCAAAUACGACCAACCUAUCAAAACCCACACCACUAUCUCCUCCCUCGCCGCCGACACUAACAUUUCCGCCGUCUACAUCGCCUCCCCGAAUUCCCUGCACUUCGUGCAAGCGGCGGAGUUGCUGAAGGCAGGGAAACACGUUAUCCUGGAGAAACCGGCGACCAGUACGGGCACAGAGCUGGAUAAACUAUUCGAACUCGCAAAGGAAAACAACGUAUUCUUACUAGAAGCCUACCGGCACCUCCACGAACGCAAUUUCAAAAUCCUGCAAUACAACCUUCCCUGUCUCGGGCCCAUCUACGGCGCUAGCUUGACGUACGCGCAGUAUUCGAGUCGGUACGAUAAAGUCUUAGCAGGAGAGACGCCGAAUAUCUUUAGUUUGGAGUAUUCCGGGGGUGCGUUGGUGGAUCUGGGGGUUUAUUGCGUGGCUGCUGCUGUUGCGCUGUUUGGCGCACCGAGGGAGAGUGUGUAUCAUCCGGUGGUGAUUAGUACUGGUGCUGAUGGCGCUGGGUUCAUGUUGCUGAAGUAUGAGGGUUUCAGCGUUGCUAUCAAUUUCAGCAAGAUCUAUAACUCAGCAACUCCAAGUGAGGUUUAUGGGGAGAAGGGAACGCUCGUCACACCGAGUAUUACAGAUAUUGAGAGGGUGGAGUUUGUUGAUUCGCAGAAGAAGGGAGAGAAAGAGGAGCGUGGCGAGGAGAAGGAACAUUUGAAUUUGAAAGAGGAGGCGGAAGAAUUUGCGCGGAUUAUUGAAGAGCAGGAUAAGGAGGCGGCGAGGAAGUGGGAGAGGAUUAGCAGGACGGUGGUGGGGAUUACGGAGAAGGUAAGGAGGGAUAAUGGGUUGUUGUUUAAGGUAGAGAAGGAGGCACUGUGAUGGGUGGUGAGGAGUUUGGAGAGCUUAGGGAUGGGAGCGGGGAUGGUGGGGGGUGGGAUAUUGGAUUUUGAUUUGGAGUCGAUGCGGAGGUCUUGGGCUGGGCGUGUAUUGUCAGGUGAAGAAUUAGAACUGAAGAAAGUGUUUGUAGGAGGAUAUAUGUUGUGGAGAGCACGAAGACGAUUGGUCGGCUCUUGUAUGCGGUUUGUAGAGCGAACCAAAGCAUUGAUAUCUAAUCUGAGGCAGAUCCGAAUGAGUGGGGAAUGCCAUGCAGUGUCUUCCUGGUCAUGUGGAGUGAAAUGGAAAAGUUCACAAUCGUUCACACAAACCCAGUGCGGUACAUGAGUGAGAGAUUCCCUUCCUUUAACUAUGUAUUAUAAUUAUAAAUCUCCGGAUAUUGAUCAUUUC
Lindgomyces ingoldianus is the source of this 1591-nucleotide messenger RNA. RefSeq names its product oxidoreductase-like protein. Gene Ontology annotation, molecular function: nucleotide binding. The coding region runs from base 185 to 1186 and encodes 333 amino acids. The transcript has a single exon. The record is from RefSeq and is a predicted model, not a curated record. Lineage: Eukaryota; Fungi; Ascomycota; Dothideomycetes; Pleosporales; Lindgomycetaceae.